AUGUACGGAGUAUGGGGACGAGAAAAGCCCGAACGGACGGGCGCAGGUGGCCUGCCACUGACCACCAACCGGACCGUUAGUACAUUGCUCCGACGCAGUAAGCCACUGCUGGUACCUGAGGCCGGCGGAGCCACUGCUGGGAAACAGGCCCAUGAUUCUUUCAAGCCCAUGUACCGCCGUAGGCGCUGCAGCAGACGGGGUACAGCGUCUCAAGUCCAGCGGAAAUGGGCUGGUGCAGCCAGUCCCCAUAAUAAUCAGGCUAACACAGGACUCCAUAGGGGAGUUGGUCGUAGUAGUCUCUCGCCCGUGCUUUUGCUGGUCCGGGUCGAUGACGAUGGAAUCCGUUUCGCUGCCUCACUUUGGGGCACACACCGUGUUUGUCCGUCCACUGCGACUCGUCCGAUCGAUGUGUCUAACCCGUUGCAAGCAGGUCCAUUCGGGCCUCUGUUGAACAGUCAGCGUGUCACCCUCCCCUUGACCUUUCCUGGCGGGACUGAUGAUUUCUGGUCUGCUGGACGUGGGUUGGUCGUCGUGCUCUGCUCCUUUUCCUCCUUCCUACCUUACAGUGCUUAG
This is a messenger RNA of Aspergillus niger, 573 nucleotides long. RefSeq lists its product as hypothetical. The coding region runs from base 1 to 573 and encodes 190 amino acids. Lineage: Eukaryota; Fungi; Ascomycota; Eurotiomycetes; Eurotiales; Aspergillaceae. The transcript is spliced from 5 exons. The record is from RefSeq and is a predicted model, not a curated record.